AGCAAUUUGGGAGCCUAUUGAUAUUCAUGCCAUGACAGCAAACGACAACCUAUUACAGCCGUUGUCUGGUGACAAGGAGAGAAGUAGGCUUCUCAAACUAAUCAAGUACAAUUUUUGGAUGCUUAUCACUAAUAAUUGCUUGUCGAUGAGCCAUAUUGACAAGGUAUUGAAAUAUGCCAUGGGAGAAAUUCAAGUCCUUCCGUCUGCGCAAGAACUAGAGAAUGUCCAAACAGGCGAUCAGUUGAUAUUUAGUAUCCGACUAUUGGAUUCUUUGCAGCUGAAGGAAGUAUUUGAUUUCUUGGAGAGCCUCAUGAAAGCUUGUAAGCUAGGCCCAUAUGCCGAGAGCCGUGGCCCUUCUCGUGAUGCAUUUCUUGAUAGUCCUGAGGAUGACAUCAGAAUUGGGGUCACUCUUGAUGAUAGUUUGUCAUAUAUUGAUUUGAACCUAGAGCCAUUAUCCAGCUCUGAAAAUUCUUCUUCCCCUGAUGGCGAAGCGAGGAAUACGCCUGAUGUAAAUUCUGUCAUUUGUUGGUUAUAUGAUGAUCAAAAUGAUAAAGAGAAGAUCAAAGCUUUGGCCAAAGAGAGAGAGGUUGGAGCUGAUAAAAUUGUUGAGAACUUACAAAAGGAAUACAGCGAACUGUAUGCCGUUUGCGGUGAAAAACUCCUCGAAUAUCAGGAUGCUUUGAAAUUCCUCAAAAAUGAAAUUGAGAAUGAACCUGGGGAGAGGACGAAUUCUGCAGAGAUUCCAAUAGAGUGGAAGAAAGAGCUUGCGAAAGGAGAAGCUUUCAAAGAGUCAAGAAACACGGAUGGUUCUAUAAAUCAGUCUGAUAACGAUGAUGAAAACAUUUCAAGAACAGGUUCCAUAUAUAACUCCAACACAAAAUCAGCUUUCAGGAAACUAGAGGAGCCAUCAAAUAAAAAGCUUUGCAUAGUCGAUGCAAAGAUCAUGAAGAAUCUUGCAACUAUUAAGCAGUUGAAGAGCAACCUUGAAAGAGUCUGUUUUGUUGAUUAUCGCGCAAUUCUUGUACCUCUCCUGAGAGUUUACAUGCAGGAAGCCCUUAAGAGAAGAAUAGAAGAACAUUCUCAAAGAAUAUCCGAGGAAGCAAGUGGGGCCUCCUUGAAAGAACUCUUACAUGAUGAUGAGAAAGAUAGAGAUAAAAGAGAUUUUAGCCCAAAACAAUUACAGGAAACCUCAAAGGACAGAAAGAAAAGCAGUAAUUCCAAAAAGUCGAAGGGAAAAAAAUCUAGAUAGUCUUGGAUCUUGUUCAGUUUAUUUUACUUCAACAGUAGUACAUCCAGAUGGCUUUUAGCUCUAUCGUGCGGCUAUGUAAACUUGACUGAAUUUAAGGUAGGUUGCUCCACAAUCAUUUAUGA
Molecule: messenger RNA, 1371 nt
Organism: Asparagus officinalis (garden asparagus)
Lineage: Eukaryota; Viridiplantae; Streptophyta; Magnoliopsida; Asparagales; Asparagaceae
Exons: 3
Coding region: 32-1249 (405 amino acids)
Source: RefSeq, a predicted model, not a curated record